This is a messenger RNA of Lymnaea stagnalis (great pond snail), 15150 nucleotides long. Lineage: Eukaryota; Metazoa; Mollusca; Gastropoda; Lymnaeidae. The record is from the annotation of a GenBank genome assembly.
ACUGAAAUUGUUGUAGGCGACGCCGACGGACAUUUGUGAAAUUGACAGGUAAAAAUGUUAAAAUGAAAUGUUAUUGAAAUCUAAAUAUCACGAUCAAGGUAAGCCACGAUCAAUAAUUACAAAUAAUUAGGCUUUGAUUAACACCGUGUUGCUUAAAGUCAAGAAUUUAGUUAUAGACUUCACAAGACUUAAUGAAUUACUGAGUUUGACUUCGUUUUACCUCUAACACUAACAGUGACUAUUUCUUUGUACUCUCACUCUCAGCCAGUUUUAUAGUUAUAGUUAUAAUUGAUUAAGUUAUAGACAGUAGACUAACAAACUUGGUGGGAUAGUAUCACAGCACAUAAAAAAUUACUUAUUUGUCAUGCUAAUGCUUGAAAGCAGGAUGACAUAAACUAUGAUAGUAAAUAUAGUAAACUAAAGGCUUUACUAAAGGAUUAAAAAGAAUUCUAUUUAUUGCUCAUUUUAGUUUUUAUUUCUGAGAAGCACCAAGGCCAAGGUAGAAAAAAUAAUUUAGUGUAUUGAAAUUGAUUGACUUAUUUAAAUUUAUGAGGAGUAAACCUUAUACAUUUUAUAAGCAACUUGCUUCAAGGAAAUAAGUAUAAUAUAUAUUAAAGUCUUCAUAAUUAGAUCUAGAGUGGCCAGAGUAAGUAAUUAAUAAUUAUUAUUUAAAUAUAAUUGUAAGUAUAAGGAUGAGGUUCUCCAAAUCAUCUCUAUGAGGACCCCCAUGGAUGGCUUGAAUAUAAUUUUCAAGAAAUAUUUUUCAUUCAAAUUUUUGAAAAAAUAAUAGAUUUAAUAGAUCUUAUUUUUAUGCAAGGUAGUCUAGGGCAAUGGUUUUUUUUUAAUUUAGCAAUUUAAGCGAAUUUUAAAAGUUGAAUACUUACGUAUUUUAAAUGUAGAUGCAUAUGAAUUAUAAUAAAAGAAGUCUUCUUCAUAUUUUAUCAGAUAGUUUAAUACAUGAUAACAAUACCCUACUCUUUUGUUCCUUGAAUUAUUUUCUUAGUUUUGUAUCAGGCUGGAAUUUCAAAUAUGACAUGCUGUUUUUGGUUGGCAUCAUAGCAUGAAAAUGUGCAGAUCAUUAAUUCAUUUUAUCUCCUCUAGGCACAUAUCUUUUAUUUCCUCAAAAUGACAGGAUACAAAUUUCUCUACUUGUUCCCCAACUUGUUCUUGUUUCCAAAAUAAAACAGAUUAAGUUGAAUCCUCUAUAAAAAAAUUUGCUUGAAAUGUUUCUAUUUGAUCUUUACAGAUAUUAAAGGCAAUGACACUAGACAAAGAUGAUAGCAUGAUGGCAGAGGAGGUGGAACGUUUUUCAAAACUGGGCACUUUACAGCUGCAUCAUGGACAGCAUCAGAAAGCUCUGGAAGCCUUCAGAUAUGCAUACCACAGUGUUUUUUCUGCUGGUCACCAAGGCUAUAUGCUGAGAGCUUGUGCUUUCAAUUUAGGAGCUGCCCUCAUUUACACUGGAAAUUUUACUGAUGGCCUGCAUUACUUACAUCAAGCAGUGAGGCUAUUAUUUUCUGAAAGUUUAUUUUUUGUUUAAUAUAUAAUUUAUGAUUUAUACCGGUAAUUGUUUUUAAAAAGUUAUUUGAUUUUUUUUCAAUCCAUCUAUUAAGUGUAAUAAUACUUUUCAAUCCAAAAGGUGCCACCUGAUGGAUGCCGUGAUGGUAGGUCCAAUGGGGACUUGUAUUUCAACUUUGGGCUUGCAUAUGAAGGCCUGAGUAAACUGGUUGACUGCAAGAAUUAUUUUGAAAAAGCUCUGAAGGAGUAUAAAUUAGAAGAAAACAAUAAAAAGAUGGAGGCUGACACAAUUCAUAGACUAGGAAAGAUUUGUGUUUCUAACAGUCAAUUUUUAGAAGCAGAAAGUUGGUUAAAGCAACUCAUACAGAUUUACAAGGACCUUGGACUAAAUGAACAGCAGUUAAUAGUAAGUGAGAGACUUUACAUUGUCUAUUUAUAUAACCUUGAAAAAAAAAUGUUAUAAGUUAUAAAGGUUUAUUGCUUCAGAAAAACUUUUUCAAGGAUCUAUAGCAAAUGUUAAAUUGAAAGUGUAGCCCUUUUUUUACUAAUCUUCACAUCACCCACAUCUCACCUAAUUUUGGACCUGGGUCUCUUUAGACUAAAUCCUAUUUGGAUGUCAUUUGUGGCAGUUUAUUUUAGUUAAACUGAAGAAGUAAGUUUACAAACAUGUAUUCCAUUCAAUUAUCUUUCAUUUGAUACCCCAUUUUGUCUUAAAAACCCAACAAUAAUAUUUUAAAUAGUUUUUUUAAUCCCAACCUCCCACUUCUGAUACCCGGGUGGGAAUAGUCGCAGCCUAUAUAUAUAUAUAUAUAUAUAUAUAUAUAUAUAUAUAUAUAUAUUUUUUUUUAUAUAUAUAUUUUAUAUAUAUAUUGACUGCUGAAAUCAAGUAGAUCAAGGAUCUUUUUGGCCUUCUUUAGAAAACAGAUAACCAGAACUUUAUCACUAAUUUAUACAUCAGUUAAUUCUAUAUCCUUUAAUUGAAAUCAGUCACAAGUGGAAAGAGCUAAUCUGCUGCAAAAGAUGGGAAAAAUUGAUGAGACACAAGAAAUUCUCAAUGUGUGCAUGGAAGCUGCAAAAAACUUAGAGCCAUCAGAAAAUAUUGGUAUGCCUAUAGCAUUUUCUCUGAAUUUUAUUUAGUGAAAUUUAAAACUAUUUUGUUUAUUGUCUAUUUUAUUGAAACCUGUGGUCGGAGUAAGGGGUGUGUGAUUGUGUUGGUUGUCAUCUCGCUUUUAUCCUACUCACAGCACCAAAAACUGUAGCUGAGUGGUGAAGAGACAGUUUUAUAUAUAAACUCAAUAAAUUCCAGCCUGAGGACUAUAGCCUUUAUUUGGCUCUAUCAGUGUUGUAUAAAAAGGAUUGAUAGAAGAAAAUGGAUCCUAAAAGAAAUCGUAACAAACAGUCGUAAGAAAAAAGACAAUAUCUGAAAAGAUACAAAUAGUACAAGUUAAUAAGUCCUGCCUAACAUUGAAUUAUACAGCUAACAAUAAACAUGUUAAAUAACUCAGCAAUUACAGAUUAUGACAAAAUAUACUUAACUAAUAAUACAAGUGUUAUACAAAUGGCAAUUAAAAUUAUAUUAUUGUAAUAAUGUUUAACUAGAAAAGAACCUAUACAAAUAGCACAAAAAUGCUUUCUUAAUAUGCCUGGUAUAACGGUGGAGGGAGACACCAUUCAUGGCCUUUUGUUAUAACCUUACCCCGAGGUCGAAUUCCACGAGAGUAUUGGGUGGUGAAUGCUGUUUUGUAAAGGCGUGGAUUAUAAUGCCACAUCAUUUAAUCACCUAUCUGUUAAAAUUAAUGUUUUAUUUUAGGGAAACUCUUCAAUGAACUUGGAUUAGUAUUCUGUCAGUUAAAAAAUUAUGAUAUGGCAUGGCAGUGCUAUGAAGCUGCUUUACAACCAGUGUCCAUGACUAACCCGAAAUUGGCAGCGGUCCUUUAUCAGAAUCUUGGAGCACUUUGCAACCAAAGAGGACAAUGUGAAGAGGCACUGAGGUAUCACAAAGAUGCCCUUCAAAGACAUGGUGAUGAUUAUUUCGUUUCACUCUUUAACUAUUUAUGGUUAAGUAAAAUGUAAACAUCUUUGAAAUGAAAUAAUACAAUAUAAUUACUAAUUAAACAAAUGAUUCUAGGACUCAGAAGCAUACCAAAGUUUUGCAUCAGAGAUAUUAUGAACAAUUUUAAUUUAUUUUUAAAAGUUAUAUUUUAUCAUUAUUUAUUGGAAAUGCCCCACUUUUCAAAAUGACUAUAAAAAUGAAAUAGUAUUCUCUUCAUUCAAUUGAGUCUUGAAGCUGAAACAGACUUGUGUAAGUUUUUUUUAUAAUGUUCUAUUUUUUAUUCUUCAGUUGAACUUAAAAAUUAUAGAAGCCAAGGUCACUGCUUCAUUAAUAUGGGCUAUUCAUACAGUCAACUGAAUGAAUUGGAAAAAGCUGGGGAAUGUUUCCAACAUGCUUUGCAAGCCUCAAGGGACUGUGGUAAAUGAGAAAUUCAGCAUUCAGAUAUUUAUUUAAUAUCUGUCUUUUUAUUUUUCAUAGUUUUCAUUAAUCUGAUCAUUGAAAAUCAAUUGCUAACUUUAUAGCUUUUUUUGCAUUUUAUAAACAGAAUUAAGAGAUGAUUUUAUUAAAAUUAAAAUGGAAAUUUCAUUAGCAUCAAGAAUCUUGAUAUGGUAAUUAUUCUAAAAUAUUGAAGAGAAGUUUGCAUCAAGAUAUGAACACUUUAAAACUCAUUUAACAAUUAUUGUGGUUCUGCAUUAUCAGGAGAUAAGAAAACAGAAUGGCAAAGUCUGGAAUCUUUGGGUGCUGUGGCUUUCAAUCAAGGUUUUAAGAAGCGUGCCCAGGAGUACUACAAACAGGCACUGACAGUUUUUUUAGGCUCUCCUAAUGCUAAAGACAAAAACAUUCAAGAUCGAAUCUUGGGGAAAUUAACAAAUAUCCUUCAAAUUCAGAUUGAAAAAUCUGCACCUGCUGUUCAAGUUGGCUCAGUCAGUCAAGUCCAAGAGGUAAAAAAAUUAUUUUUUUCUGUCUUAACAUGUUAUUUAAGUUAUUAGAACGUAGUGCCUUAAGUUGUUCAUCCUUAAUUGCUGUUCAUAAUUCAUGACAUUUUUCUUAAAUGAAGCACAUUGCUUCAAACACAAAUUUUGGCUAUUUUGUAAUUUCUUGUGAAAGAACCGAUUAAGUAAGGCAGGAAAAUAGGAAAAUUGCCCUACUAACUUUUACUUUAACAAGCUAGACAUAAAAAGGGAUACGACCUGCCAGCAUUGCAUGCUGGCCCCAGAGACAGUAGCGCACCUGCUGACUUUUCCCCUCAAGCUUGAUGUUGGGGAGGCCAGGUAGGCAAGAGAGUCAUUUGUUCAUAAUAUGUUAUAAGCAGAGCCAUUGUAGUCCUUUAUUCAGAAGAUGUUAUAAGCAGAGCCAUUGCAUGACUUUUGCUAACCUUCUGCAACUUUUUGGUUUGCAUGUCAUGCAUUCAAAGUUGAUAGUUUAAAUUUUUCAGAAUCCCAACUUUGGGCCCCUUAAAUAUCUGAGGCCCCUUGCAACCAAUAGGUUUGCAGGGCUCAUAUGAUGGCUCUGGUUAUAUAGCAUAGCCUAACAGAUGGAGCUGGUUGCCACAGUACUAGCAGGGGCCUCAUCCAGAAUAUGGAUGUUAGUUAGCUUGGCCAGGACUCUGAAUCAAGUCUCCAUAUUGCUACUUGGUAUGUUUCAGUAAAAAUUAAAUUCAUGGUUUUUUUUUAGCAACAAGAUCAGAUUUCUCCAAAAAGGACAGCUGUUUUAAAACAAGAACUAAAAGCUACCCAAGAUGGAAGUGUAGGCUUACUUGGUAUAAAAAAGGAAGGGAAAGUGAAGUAGGUUAAAUUUAUGACAAUAAAGUCUUAUUUAUUUAUUCAUACUCUCUACAAUGCCAAUUAUGAUCAUUGGUAAAAAUGUUUACUGUACCUUAUCCACUUGAGGCUUCUUGCAUGAAAAAUAGUUUUAAUUUGUAUUAUUUAAUACAAUUGAUGGUAUUUAAAAUUGAAAUUGACCUUUAAGCUUCCAUUAUUUUUUGUAAAAAUAUAUUUUAUUUCAAAUUAUUUUCCAAUCAGUCUUUUUGAAUGUGUACCUGUAUUUAGCUAUCUAAAUUGUUUUUCUUAAAUAUGAGAAAGAAAUGAUUUAGCUUUUUUUAAAUUGGAUAAUAGGUAUUUAAGAGUGAGAAAAUCAGCAUCUCUGCGCAAAUUUCAAAAAGUUGCCCUAGGACUUGAUUCCGACUUGACAGCCAGAAAUUUUGACAAACCAGGUUUUCAAGGGAUUGAUGCUGCCACUGAUGUGGAAAUUUUAUCAGCACAGACUCUUUCUGACUUUGAGGAGGAAAAAGAUGAAAGAUUUGAAAACCCUAAUCAGUAAUUAUUUUUUAUAAUAUAACUAGAAAUAACCCGCAAAACAAUGGCGGCAUCACUAUUUGAAAUUCACAUUAGAGUUACUUGACAAAACAUGCAUUCAAGUAACGCACUUUUUAGGAAUACCCAAAAGUGCUAAUUUCUGGAAAUUGUAUGUUUGAUGCCUAUUGAACACAGCAUUAAAGUUAUACAAAAAUUCAUACUAAGAGAAUAAUUAUUUGUGAUUAUUACAUUUCCUUUAAUGUAAAUUAUCAAUAAAUCAGUUAAGUUUUAUUUAAAUGUACAUGAAAUAUUCUUUCUCUUAUAGAUCAUUUGGAUACCUAAAUGAACAAGUAGUGAAUGAAGAAGGGGAAAGUGAUGAAAUGUCCAGUAAUGAAGAUAAUGAUGAGAAUGAAGAACAAAGACAGGUUUAUGAAGCCAUGGCUAAAAUAAAUGGUAAAAGUUUAAAUGUUUCUAUAUUAUUUCUAACAGUAUUUUCCUUUAGACAUAAUUUGUGGUUAAAUCUGGAAAAACCAAUGUUUUUUAUCCCCCACUAGGAAUAUUUUUAAUGCUAAAACACUUUUUAGGAGCAUUUAAAGUAAAUUUAACACAUUUGGUGCUCUGAAUUUAAGAUAUAUUUAAAUUUCUUAAAGUUGUAAGAUGUUAAGAAUCUAGAACAAACCAAAGAAUCCCCUGUGACCUUUCAGUUAGUGUUAGUAGUUGUAAAUAAAUGCUAUUGUUCUUCAUUUAUACCACCACAUUAUUUUCAACUAUGAUGAAUAUUCAAACUAAAAAUCUCAUAUACCAAAUUGGUCAUGCUGAAAGUCAGUAUAUUGUGAGCAAUGCUGUAAAUAUUAAAAAGCUAUUUUUAAAGGUAUACAAAUUAUUUUGCCCCUUUCUGCACAAGAAAAAUGGUGUAUAAGGCCAGAAAAGUUGAAAGAUCCAAUAACUUUGUAUAAAAAUUGUUUGAAUAAAUUUUUAGCUUGGUUUAAUUUAGUUAUAUGAAGCAAUGAAGGAAGUGAACCCUUAAAUACUUUUAUUAGUACUUUUCAGGUCAGGAAGAGGAUUAUAUGUUAUUAGAGAAUCCCCAGGGAAAAUCUAUAGUGGAGGUAAAUAUUAUUUCAGCCUUUUAGUCUUAGUUCCCUAUGCAAUUUGUAUUUCAUUGUAUGCUGCCUCAUUUAUAACAUUAGGAUAAUAUAUCUUUUUCCACUAUUUAUUAAUUUAUAGCAUUAGCAAGGCUAAUACCUAAUUAUUUGGAGCCCUUUUGAAUUUCCUCCCUCUAAAUUUAUCUGUUCUGGUCAACAGCAGCACAAUUUCUCGAUAGAAUUUAAUUCAAAGACUGUAAAGUGAGGCUCAAAAUCAGGUGACACCAUUGCUCUGUUUUAAGCGAAAUCCAAUUAAGUAUGAACAGAUAAGGGGUUAUACAGUCUUGUGAUACACCUGUCUCUAACUGAAAGAAUUCAUUUGCCUAACACAUCUUUAUAAAAGAUUUUUACUGUCAAUAUAGGAUUUAAAAGACCUACCAUAAAGCAUAUUGAUAUUCCAUAAAUAUUAUGCUUUAAAGAAAUUAUAUAAAUAAUAAAUAUAAUUUAAAGUUGUUUGUUUUUUCUGACCUUUAGCAUUAUAGGCUAUAAAAAAGGUAUAAAUGAGAACAAGUUUAUGCAAAUAGCAAGUUUCAUUAAAUUGUUUUAAAGUUUUUUUUUAAUUGUCUGAUGCUGUGGAUCCGUAAAGUCAUUCAUCUUUUUUGGCUCUCCCCUUCCCUCAGAUGUGACUUAUUGUUUGCAAUAAUUCCAAUAAAUAUUUUGUUUAUCUCCCUCAUUGUUAGUUUCUUUUGUGUAAGUCCAUUUUUUUACUUACUUACCUAUACCUUUCACCCCAUCUGGGGGAUAGGCCAUCUACAAGAAUUUUCCAUUCAGCUAGGUCCAGCGCUUUCCUUUCCAGUUGCUUCCAUGUGUAAACCAUACUUUGUGUGUCUGCCUCUAGCUCGCAUCUCCAUGUAUUUUUUGGCCUUCAUCUCUUUCUUUUACCCUAGUAUGUUAUUUACAAUAAGUCUUUGUUGGUGAUGGCGUUUGGUCAUUUGAUGUUCAGGAUCUUUCUAAGGCAAGUGUUUAUGAAGGUCUGUACUUUCUGUGUAAUGCUCGCUGUUGUUUUCCAAUUUUCGGCUCUUUGAAAAUUCUGUCUUUGGUUUGCAGAGUAAGCUCCUUUGACUCCCAUAUUUUCUUUGACAGCACAAAUGCUGACUUAGCCUUCCCAAUUCUAGCCCUGACAUCUGCUCCAAAGCUUAUGUCAGUUUUUGAAAGUAAAAGUAAAUUUCUUUAACUUGAUUAACUGUUGUCUUUUCUUGUUAUAGCAAGAAGAAUUUGUUGAUCAGAAUGAGUCUGAAACUGAAACAGAAGGAAGCAGUGAGCAGGAAGAAACAAGUGAUUCAAGUGAUUCAGAUGAACAUUCAUCCAGAAAAGUCAAGUAAACAGUUGACUUAAGUUAUUAAAUUUAGGCUAUAGAUAACUUGGAAAAAAAAUAUUAAACUUCAUCACACUUUGAAAUUAUUUUAUUUGUACUUAUUUUAAUUAUGAAUUUUGAGUGGUUUUUAAGUAUCGAAUUCUAAGAUAGACUAUAUUUUCUGUUUUCUUUUUUUUUUUUAAAUCUGUGAUUAUUUAACUCAAAUAAAUUAACUAUAAACAUGUUAUUGAAUAUUUUUAAAAGUCUAGAAAUUAUGGAUUUACCAAACAAUUUUAUUGUAAUGAUGAUUUCUCAAUCCAUUUUUAAAAAUUAGAAUCAAUACACUACUGGACACAUCACAAUAAUUAAUUUAAAAUCAUUUCUUGCCUAGCAACCCUUCACCCCCUGUUCCCAGCUCAUCACCACCAGCUACUGAAAUCAAACCUUUAGGGACAUAUGAAGUUCCAGUCAUAAAGGAGCUGCACUAUGAAACUAUUGACUUUUCUUCACAAGCAACCAGUAGUAAAGAAAAAGACAAAGGUGAGAGACUGACUUUAACUAAAAGACCAUCAAGCAGUGUGAAUUUCUUCCAUUCUGAGGAUGACGAAAUACGGACUGGUACAGGCAUGUCUCAAACAAUAUAUGAAGAAGUAGGUGAAAAUGAUGAGGUGUCACCAGGUAAAAAUAGGAACGUUUAUUUUCCCAUUUUGAACUAAGAUUUUAAAUGUUUUUUAUUAAAUCUUUUUGUUUUUACUAAACUAUCAUCAUGCACGUUUAUUUGUUUAAAAUCUAUUCAUGUAUACAUUAAUAAUUACUCAAGAAUUUGGCCAUAAAAAAGGAAGAGAUGUUUUGAAUAAUCAUAAACAGUACCUUCAUACAACAAUACUAAAUACAUUUCCUUAUGCUUCCUUAAUACACCAAUCAUUUUUUUUUUCCUUCUUUGAGCUAGUCUGAAAUUUGCUUUGGAUAGAAUUUUUUUAUUUUGUCAUUAAGUCUCCUCAAAAGAUAUUAUAAUUAUUUUGUGUAAACUACUCUUAAAGUCUUCAGAUGACUUUAAUGAAAAGAAUCUGCUUUAAAUCAUUUUUGUAUAAUUCCUUUCUGUUAUACAAAAGAACAAAGUGCUUGGCUAAUAUUUUAUUUUUAUUUUUCUAGUAUUAAUAAAUAAUAUUGCAAGUAUUUUUUCCCCUUAUUCAUUUUUAAACUUUAUGAUAUGUUUACAAAAUAUGAACAGCUGGAUAAAAUUUGUUUACAUUACUUCAAUGAAAUGCAAUGAAACCAAAAUCUAAGCAUCUUACCAAGGCCAGCUCAAUUUAUGAACAAAGCAAUACAAUGAAUUAUUUUUAGUAAUGAUACUAAAACAAAUUAUGUUUAAUAACACAGGUAUUUAAAUUAAUAUUAUUUUGUUUAAUCAUUGGGGAACCAAGAGCUACUAAUUGAUAUUUAACACCUCGGGUUCAUUUAUUUAUUAUUAAGUCAUUUUCUUAUCAUUAACAAUGCAAUAAUUAUGUUUCUAAGGUUUGCACACAAUAACCAUUUACUUCAUAUAGUGCUAGUUUUUAUUUUUCAUUUGUUUUAUGAUUUCUUUUGUAAGUAAUUUUUAACUGUAUUUGUCUAAGGACGCUAUUACUCAGGAAAUAAGAGAUGUUAUUUUGGAUUUUAAAAAUGUAUAGUUUGUGUAAAUUCAAAUAAGUUUAUUAAUAUUUUGAAUUCCCGAUUAACCAGAUUUUUUUAAAGAUUUGCUUAAAAUUUAUUUUAUUAAAAAUAAAUCACUAAAUCACCUAAGCAAAUUCCAACUUACUUUCAUCUUUUACUAACAUUUAAUGUACUAUAUGGAAGUAUUUUAAAUUACUUAAUAAAUCACUUUUUGUUUUCUUUUAAAUAAUAAUAGAACAAAUAGGUGAGGCGAAUCCAUUUCCUAGUGAUUCAAAAUUAAUGGAUGUCAAUAGAUCUAAUCAGGUAGCAAAGGAGAAUAUAAGCUUGGAAAAACUAUCAAAAGCUGAAAGGUAUGAUAAUAGUCAUCACUGUGUUUUUUUUAAAUUAUCUUGUUAAUUAAGUUUUUUGUAAUUUUAACUUAACAUUUUAAAAAGUUUGAAGUAGAGGCCAACCAAAUUUCGGUUUUGGUGCUGAAAGUUGCCAUUUGAUCACUUUCAACAUAGCUUUGGCAAAAACAGACUAGAAGUCAGAAUGUCACUCUGUCUGUCGGCAGGCAAUCUGAUAUUCAUUAUUGCUCGACUUCUUGCUGUCAUCUUAUUCCACAUCAUAAAUCUUCUGUGAACACUUCUCACAGCUGCAUGAUGACCUACUUGUCCAAUAUUUCCAAAAAUAAAAUUUUAGUUAGGCUUAGCCAAAGGUAAAUAGUUUUGUGUAAAAAACAAAGGGAAUGGAAGGCUAAUAAUUAUAUUAUAAUUUUUAUUUUUAUUUCUUCAAAAAUAAAAUUUUGGAACCCUAGCUUUAUUUAAUUCAUUUAUUUGUAAUAUUCAUUUUAAUUUAUCAUUAUCAUGCUCAUAAAUGUUGUCAUAGGCAAAGGUGAAAAAAAAAUCCAAAAGAAUGGCAAAAUGUUCAUUAUUAUUUGCAUUUUAUUUUUUAAAUAUGUGGCAAUGUGCCACUAUUUGCAACUGCUUUUAGGUAACAUUUUAUUUUCGGCAGUAUGCAACAGAUGCAAGAGAAUCCACUCUCAUAGUCAUAGUGUGGCUGCUAUGGGUAACGCCCAAGCUCGUACACAUCCAUGGUCAUUUAAAGUUACACACAGCUCUGUACUGGCCUUAAAUUUUAUGUUGGUUAUUUAUAUGCGGGAAUAACCAUCCCUGCCCCGGGGUUGACCCAUGGUCAGCUCGGGACGGGGGUUCCCUGUGACUGUGUGCUAUAUAAAGGGGGGGGGGUGAACUGGGACUUGGAGUGUGUACAUUUUGAGGUUGUGAUGUGCAACGGAUGCGUCGGGUCGGCGGCAGGUGUGAGAGAUUUUCCUGUCGGCUCUGUCAACGGAUUGUACCUUACAUUAAAAAGCUAUAGUUCUCAGACCUGAUUGUUUUAUUGUGAUUUUAUUUAAACUGUAAGCCACGUCACCACUCUACUACAAUUAGGGAACCUUAGACUUAUUCAUUUCAUUCAUUUAUUGAAAUUCAUCAUUAUCAUGCAGAUAAACAUUGUCAUUGGCGUAAUAAAAUAUUCCACAAAAUUAGUCACGUCUUUGGAUACAAAUGUAAAGAAAGAGAAUAAUGAAAACUUUAGUAAUAUUAAAAUAAAUAUACUUAUUUUUUUCAAUUUUGUAUAAUUUGGCAUAAAAUAGCCUUUAAUUUAAAUCAUACGCCUACACACAGGUGUGCAUGUAACACUAUUUCAUAUAAUAAUUAUGUAGUAGUUUAUUAAACUAAACGUAGCUCAACUAUCGUCCAACCUUUGUUUACUCUGGGUCAAAUACAAAAUAAACCGAUAAAUGGUAAUUGCAGAUAAAUGAAAAAUUUAAAUGUCGACCAAUAAGAGUGUGAGUUUCAACAAAAAUGUAUGGGUUAGCGGGACAAAGAGUUCCUUCAAGGCUUAUGUCUGGACAUUUUAGUGGUUCAUACCAAUAAAAGAUAAAUAGUUUAAGCUUUCAAUCGAUACCAAAUUUGUAAGUAUAUUGUAAAAGCAAAGGGGGCCCAAGCGUCUAUUUUGCCGCCCCCACCCCGGUCAAAAUUUUCUCGUACCAUACAACUUUAAAAAAUAUUUUUAUCAACUAAAAUUACUUUUUAAUUCAAAUGGUAAAAGCCAAAGUAUUCAUUAGAUGUUUAUCUAUUAAAAUGUACAAUAGUCCCAAUUUUUUAAAAAAGAAUAUAAAUAUCGAUACUUUCCCAAAUUUUGACGUACAACAAACAAGUGCAAAUGAGUUUCGAAGUAUUUAAAUCUUUCGGUUUUGGCUGAAAAACUUGUUAAGCUUUUGGUUUCAUUUUGGCCUAAGUCAUUUUUAACUUUUGGUUUGGUUUUGGCCUAACAUACAAAAUCACAUUCAGUAUGUCUCUAGUUUGAAGUGUAGCAUAAUUCCAUUGUUUCCCCAGAGAUAUUUUUCUAUAUGAAAGGCACAAAGAAUAUGAGCAGCAGCAGAGACUGAAGCAGGAAAAGAUGGAGGCUGAAGCCAAGGAAGCACGGGCAAAGACAGAUCAGAAGUCCUCAAAAGCUUGUAAUGUCAUGUAAAUUAUUAAACUUGUCAAACUUUUAUAUUCUUUUUUAAAAUCACCUUGUUAGUAAGUUCAUUUUAUCACAGAAUUUGUCAAACUUGAAUGAAACAAAAAAAAAGAUACAAUGAUGUGAAGUUCAUGUUAUUUUUGCUUUUGAGUUAGACAUAGCUGUUAACAUGUACGGGAUUGCUGUCUUUUCCAACAUUUCCAGUGUACAUUCUUACUUACCAAUUGUAUUAUGUUUAAACACCCCCCCCCCCAUGCUUUUUUAAAAAAAAAUGGCAAAAGCAAUAAUUCUGCCCCUUUUUUUAAUGAAAUGUAAAGACUGGUGAAAGCAGUAAAAAUAUAACUCCUGAAGCCCAGCACCAUAUUUUUUUUAAUGGAAUAUUGUUCACUUAACUGUAUUUAACUUUAUAAUUAGACAGGAUUUUAAACCAGAACAAGCUUCUGCUCCUGCUUGAUCUUUUAACUGGAAUGCCUUUCUGGAGAGCUUACUUCCACUGCUGACAUUUUUUUAAAGAACUAAUAACAACAAAGCUUUCAGGAUGUACUAAUUAAGAUAUUUUUAUGUAAAAUGUAUAAUCAAUUUCUUUGUAAUGGUAUAUAAAUCUUUUUUAACAUAAACAUUGUAUAAGAAAUUUUACUCAUUAAAAUAAUUGUUUAUAUCAGUGGUUCCCAACCUUUUUGACCUGCAGAGCCCUUUUUACGAUCAAAUUCUUUGGGGGAGCACUUUAGCCUUUAACCAUGUAUGACAAGUUUCAUUUAAUUUUAUUUCCUGGAGCGACAGCGGAGUCCCUGGUGACCACUGGUUUAUAUUAAUAAAUGUCUUUUACUUAAUGAAUGCACUUUUAUAAUGUUUACAUGAUACAUGUAUGUAUGAAGUAACAGUCUAACCUUAAGGUUAAAGCAAAGACAGAAUUUAUUUUUAAAAUUGUAAAAUGUUAUUGUGUUCCAAAAAAUUGUGAUGAACUUCUUGAAGGUCAAUCACAUAGUAAGCUAAAUGUUUUGCUUUUGGAAUUUUAACUAUAUAAUUACAAAUUUACUUUACAGUCCCAAAAUGGAAAUAGUUAAUGUUUAACAUUUGUAAAGAAAAAUUGUAUUUUUUCACUAUAAUUAAAACUAAAGUUUGUGUAUACAUCCACAUAUUAUAAUAACGCUUAUUUUAAGGGAAUUCAUAAGUUUUUGUAACAAACUAUAGUAGACAUUGAGGCAGAAAGUAUUUCUUACCGUAUAAAUUUAAUUUGACCACACCAUCUGUUUUAUGGCAAUAAAUAGGGGUUAUGAGAAUUUCAACAGAGAUUUGGUUGGUUCUCCUUAUAAAGAUAAGGACAAAUUUUUGCAUUUAGCUGAAUUGGAUAUCAAGCAUUCAGCCAGCUUUGGUAAAAAUUGCAAUUUGUCUAUUUUUAUUAAUUAUUUGUUUUAAAAAAAAAGAAAAUGAGAGACACAAUGUAAUCUCAAGUAAAUAAAUGUAAUAUUACUUUAUUGCUAUUAAAAUCUUUCCACACUAAUAUUUAAUGUAUACGUUUACAUUUUGUGAAUCUUUAACUUCCUCAUAAAGUAUUGAACCCCUCUGCUACGUUGUAUCAUGUGUUCAAUUUCAAUUAAAAAAUACUAAAAAAUAAUUCUUAACUACAUUUAUAUUAUUGAAAUCAAUGGGAUCCCUUGUUCUUUCUUUAAAGUUUUAAGGUUCUACUUGCAUCAUGCUCAGUUUAAAAAAUAUAAUAAAACUCCCACUUUUUGUUACAAAAAUGUAAUCCUCCAAUUAAAAGAAAACAUCCAGUAAAAUAUGGUCUAAACCAUUUUAGCACGGAGAAUGGUUGGAGAAUUUUUACAAAUAUUUUUUUUUUAAAGUGUAAUUGGUAUGUGGUAAUUUAGUAUAAAAAAAGGCUGUAAGAUAAUUAUCCAAAUUUAUUUGACUAAAUACAAUAAAAAAAUUAAAGACCAGUAAUUUGAAACACUGUUGGAGUUGACUAGACAUUAAUAUUUUAUUUCAACAUCACAAUAAAUCACACGUAUUUCAUUUGUGCUCUUACUCCACAUUUUACUCAUGAUGUGAAUAAAUAGUAAUCAUUAAAAAUAAAGAAAAAACUUGUUCAGUCUCUCCCACUUUACAUUCAUGUGAUGCUGCAGUCUUUUAUGUUUAAGUUGAAAAAUACUGCUAAUAUAUCAUUUAAAAUACUGCAAAAGAGGAAGUAUUCUAGCCCAUGACAUAAGCGUUUAUCAUAAGACAUAUUUUAUUUUAUCAAAAAGAAUAAAAGAAUAUUUCUAGCAUAAAUGGUUAGGACUUUACAUAAAAGCCUUGUUGUGAUAGGAAAUAUUAUGAUUGAAGUAAAGACAUAUUUUAGACUAUUCCAAAAUAGCAAUAUUCAUUAACUGACUGUUCAAUCAUAUCAUAUCAUUUCUUAAGCCAUGACUCUAACUGUUCUGUUAGGUGCUUAAUAUUUUUUAACAGAUAUUCUAGAUGUCAGCAAUGUUAUCGAACUAACACAAAAGCAUAUGACAUAAAAGCAUUCAUUGUUACAUUAAAUUGAUAUAUUACACAUUAGAUAAUUACAUUUACCAAUAAUAUAUGAAAUUAAAGAGUGCUGGUAAAAUAAUGUUAGAAGAUAUGUGACCUUGGCUUACCAAGACAUGCUUAAACAUAAACAAGAGUAAAACCUUUUCAUACCACUGCAUUUUCUUUUUAAAAUCCGAGUGA